AUGGCCAGUCAUAGUAAUUCGGCUUCCGAGUCAGAGGAAAGUGACGGCGUCGAGAUUUCGUGCCAGCGUCGCUUCGCGCUGCUCUAUCGCAGCAAAUUUGGAAGCGGAAAGAAUUCGAACAGCCGUUGCAUUUUGUUGAAAGACAAACUGUACAGUCCGCCCGAAUUUCUCAGUCAGUGUAAAGUUUCACGCCAAAAAGACUGGAAGAAAGUCCUUUCAUUUAGAGAGUCGAGUUUGCACACGUUGAUGAAAGACGGUCGUUUGCCCGUUCACAGUAGUCGCUGCUCGUGUGCUUGGUGCUCUCAGAAUGUCUUGAAGAGAAGGAGGGGAACCAAUUUGACUAGACAGAGAAAACAACGUAACCAUAGUGAUGACACUGAUGAGUCUGAUGGGUCUGAUGAGGUUUAUAUUGAGAAUGUGAAUGACUCGGAUUAUGAGUUUGGUGAUGAUUACAAGUAUGUGGCAUCCAAACAAUUUGGAACUCCUAGUAAGAAAUCGAAGAUUAAACUGAGGUCGAAGAGGGCACCUGUGCCAUUGAUAGAGGAAUCCAGUGAUAGCAGCAGUGAAGACGUUAGUGACAAUAAUGAGAGAGAUGAGAGACUUGUCGGUCACUCUACAGCAGCUCAAUCAAUUAACUGCAUGUCAUUAAAGAUUUCACGCAUACAGAAUGAAGACAUUCAGUCCACGAGACAAGAUGAUGCUACAAACAGAGAAGAGAAUGAUGGUAGGAAUAGUGAUUAUAGCAAUUCAAGUACUUUGCCUGAGUGUAUAGACUGUCGGUCACCAGACAGUACAGAAGGAAAUGAUGCAGUAGAGUCACCGUCCUUGUUGCGUUGCUUUACAGCAGAUUCAUUACCGGACACACAUCUAGAAGCCAGCAAUGCAACAGACGGUGAGGAAGAUGAGAAACCAGAUGAAAGGACGGAAGUUUGUGUGAAAGCGAGAGGUGGUGAAGAGAUCAACAUCAAUUGGCAGACCUUGUUUGUUUGUCCUCGUUUGAAGUCGAAGGUGAGACAUGGAGGAAUUCGUGACGAGAUAAAUUUGAUGGGCUACAGUGUUAACGUCAUUCAAAUGCUCUUGCAAUUCAUUAACGGUGAAGAAUUUGAUUGCACAACGCUGAGCGAGAGUGACAUGUGUGCAUUGAUCGAAUUGGGCUUCGAAUGUCUGGAUGAAGAGACUACAAAUGAUCUAAACACAAAAGCAUUAAUCAAACAGAUCCUAACAGAAGACAACGUUGUGUCUACCUACUCAACAGCGUUUACAGAAAAGUUUCAAAAAGCGUUAGAAGUCUGUAAGAGGUUUGCAGACGGGUGUGACUUGCAGGUUCUCGCCACAAGCUCAGGAUUCAGGAAAGUCGUACCUCUUGCCGUCUCUUAUUUGUUCCGCCGUGACAUCAGCAGCUAAGGUGUUUAAACUAGAACUACUGUACAAUGGUUAGUCUGUUUUACUAAGUUAGCCGUUUAGGUUUCUUACUUUCAUUGCAUAAACAAGACAUAGGCUGUCAUGUGGAGCAUCCUCCUAGACUCUAACCCAGUCUCACUCCGCUUUCGUCA
Molecule: messenger RNA, 1553 nt
Organism: Corticium candelabrum
Lineage: Eukaryota; Metazoa; Porifera; Homoscleromorpha; Homosclerophorida; Plakinidae
Exons: 4
Coding region: 1-1404 (467 amino acids)
Molecular function (GO): DNA binding
Source: RefSeq, a predicted model, not a curated record